GCCCGGCCCGGGGAGUGGCUUCCAGGAAGCGGGCGGAGGGCGCUCCCGCCGCGUCCCGCCGUCGCCGAGCUCGGGUCCCCGCUCGGGCGCAGCGCGCGGGCAGGGAGGCGGCGGGCGCCCGGGCGCGCCGUGCACUUGCCGGGCGGCGCAGGUGGCGGCGCGCGCCCUCCGCCCUGGGCCCCGGCCAGCGCCGCGCGGCGCCCGGAGGGGCGGGGCGGCCCGGCCCCAUUUAACUCCGCGGCGGCGGCGGCGGGAGGCCGGCGUCGGGGGCGGUCGGGGGCCCGAGGUCCGCGCGCGGUGCUGGCGGGCGGCACGGCCCGGACGCGGCUGCGGCGCCAGGCUAUGAGUGAGAACCCCAGGAGACCGGACCCCAUGGCUUCCUGGAAGAUCCCCUGGGGGCUGCUGGCAUGGAUGGUUUUCAUGGGCUCUGCCCCCCUGCAGAUCGCAGCAGAGAAGUCUCCUGGAGCCUAUUUCCUUCCCGAGUUCGCGCUCUCCCCCCAGGGAAGUUUUCUCGAAGAUACGACAGGGGAGCAGUUCCUCACGUACCGCUACGACGACCAGACCUCAAGAAACACUCUUUCAGAUGAGGACAAAGACAGCAACUGGGACGCCUGGGGGGACUGGAGUGACUGCUCCCGCACGUGCGGUGGUGGGGCGUCCUACUCGCUGCGGAGGUGCCUGGCCGGCAGGAACUGUGAAGGGCAGAAUAUUCGCUACAAGACAUGCAGCAAUCAUGACUGCCCUCCCGACGCAGAGGACUUCAGAGCCCAGCAGUGCUCCGCCUACAAUGACGUCCAGUACCAGGGACACUAUUACGAAUGGCUUCCACAAUAUAACGAUCCGACUGCCCCCUGCGCCCUCAAGUGUCACGCACAGGGACAGAAUGUGGUCGUGGAACUGGCACCCAAGGUACUGGAUGGGACGCGCUGCAAUGCUGACUCCCUGGACAUGUGCAUCAGUGGCAUUUGUCAGGCCGUGGGCUGCGACCGGCGCCUGGGGAGCGGCGCGCGCGAGGACAGCUGCGGCGUCUGUGCUGGCGACGGCGCCACCUGCCGGCUGGUGCGCGGACAGGCCAAGGCGCACGUUGCUCCGGAGAAAAGGGAAGAACAUGUAAUUGCUGUUCCCUUGGGCAGUCGAAGCGUGAGGAUCACAGUGAAAGGGCCUGCACGUCUCUUUAUUGAAUCAAAAACACUUCAAGGAAGCAAAGAGGAACACAUCUUCAACAGUCCUGGAGUUUUUGUUGUAGAAAACACGACAGUUGAAUUUCAGAGGGGCUCAGAGAGGGAAACCUUUAAGAUUCCAGGACCUCUGAUGGCUGAUUUCAUCUUCAAGACCAGGUACCCUGUGGCCAAGGACAGUGUGGUCCAGUUCUUCUUCUACCAGCCCGUCAGUCAUCAGUGGAGACAGACCGACUUCUUUCCCUGCACUGUGACGUGUGGAGGAGGUUAUCAGCUCAAUUCUGCCGAAUGUGUGGAUAUCCGCUUGAAGAGGGUGGUUCCUGACCAUUAUUGCCAUUACUACCCUGAAAAUGUAAAGCCCAAGCCCAAACUGAAGGAGUGCAGCAUGGACCCUUGCCCAUCAAGUGAUGGAUUUAAAGAGAUCAUGCCCUAUGACCACUUCCAACCUCUCCCACGCUGGGAACAUAAUCCUUGGACGGCGUGUUCAGUGUCCUGUGGAGGCGGGAUUCAGAGACGGAGCUUCGUGUGUGUGGAGGAGUCCAUGCACGGCGAGGUCCUGCAGGUGGACGAGUGGAAGUGCAUGUACGCCCCCAAACCCAAGGUCAUGCAGACCUGCAAUCUGUUUGACUGUCCCAAGUGGGUCGCCAUGGAGUGGUCUCAGUGCACGGUGACUUGCGGCCGCGGGUUGCGGUACCGGGUCGUCCUGUGCGUCAGCCACCGCGGACAGCACGUCGGUGGCUGUAACCCGCAGCUGAAGUUACACAUCAAGGAAGAAUGUAUCAUUCCCGUGCCGUGUUAUAAACCAAAAGAAAAAGGCCCAGUGGAAGCUAAAUUACCUUGGCUGAAACAAGCACAAGAAAUAGAAGAGAGCAGAAUCGCAGCGGAAGAACCAGUGUUCACCCCGGAGCCCUGGUCGGCCUGCAGCACCACGUGUGGGCCGGGCGUGCAGGCCCGGGAGGUGAAGUGCCGCGUGCUCCUCGCGUUCACACAGACGGAGACGGAGCUGCCGGAGGAAGAGUGUGCAGGCCCCAAGCCGUCCACCGAGCAGCCUUGCCUCCUGGAAGCGUGUGACGGGGACCCUGCCUCCCACCAGCUGGACACCUCUCCCCAGGAGAAGGACAGUGACAUGACUUACGACUGGGAGUACGCUGGCUUCACCCCUUGCACGACAACGUGUUUGGGAGGGCGCCAGGAAGCCAUAGCAGUGUGCUUGCACACCCAGACCCAGCAGACAGUCAACGACACCUUGUGUGAUACGGCCCACCGUCCUCCAGCAAUGAGCCGGGCCUGUAACACGGAUCCCUGCCCGCCCAGGUGCGUGCCAUCUUGUGCUCCUGGGACAUGCUGUAACUCCCCCGCGUUUCACCAUCUGAGACUUGGCUGUCGCUGGCCGGGCACGUGGCUCACGCUCCAUCUAACUGUUGCACAAUUCUCCUUGCAGUGUUCUGUGAGCUGUGGUGUCGGAACCCAGAGAAGAGAGCAGGUGUGUCAGAAGCUGACAGCCAAAGGCCGGCGUGUUCUGAGCGAGAGGGCGUGCAGGGACCUGCCCGGCCCCCUUGUAAGGUCUUGCCAGAUGCCUGCAGGAGUAAAAAUGAAACCAGAGGUCAAGGUCAAACUUGGUGAGCAGGGCCCUCAGAUCCUGGGUGUCCAGAGAGUCUAUAUUCAGACGAGGGAAGAGAAACGCAUCAACCUGACUAUUGGAGGCAGGGCGUAUUUGCUGCCCAACACGUCUGUGAUUAUCAAAUGCCCAGUGCGACGAUUCCAGAAAUCUCUGAUCCAGUGGGAGAAGGACGGCCGCUGCCUGCGGAACUCCAGACGACUCGGCAUCACCGAGUCACGCUCGCUGAGGAUCCAUAGCCUCGCUGCCCCCGACAUCGGCGUGUACCGGUGCAUCGCGGGCUCCGCACGAGAUACGGUGGUUCUCAAGCUCAUUGGCACCGACAACCGGCUCAUUGCACCCCCAGCCCUCAGGGAGCUCGGGAGGGAGUAUCCCGGACUGGGCCACGAAGAAGCCAAUGGUUUGGAGGCCACGUGGCAUAAGAUGAGGCAGAUGUGGAGUAACAGAAACGAGCUUCACCCGGGCCACAGCCAGAUCGACAAGCAGCCUCUCUUGAGCGCUCUGUUGGGCCGCUGCAGCGAUUCUGCAGGGAACACCGACUCCUGGGGGUCUGGGAAUAAGCAGUUUGGAGCAGCCGUUAAGCAGGGAGCAUACAGCAUGGACGCUGCCCAGUUUGACGAGCUGAUAAGAAACAUGAGCCAGCUCCUGGACGCUGGAGAGGUCAGUGACGGCCUGGCCUCGCGGCUCAUCUACCAGCUGGUGGCCGACUUAGCGAGGGCGCAGCCAGACCCCUCGCGGUGGAGGGGCACCCACGGGGAGGUCCCCCCCGCAGCCCAGCUGAGGGGGGAGACAGGAAGUGUGCCCCAGAGCUCCAGUGGGAGGCACUCCAGCAAGCUGACCUUCGAGCCACAGGGGCCGGCUCUCGUGCGGCCAAGUCAGCCCUCCUCGGUCUCAUUUAAUAGAACGGUGACUUCAAGGAUUGGCGGGACGGUUUACAUUACAGAAAGCACGGAGGUCGUCAAUAUACUGUGUGAGCUUGUUACCCCCGGGCGGGCCACGUAUACAUGGACCAAGGACGGAGAACCCAUACAACCCUCAGAAAAAGUGGUUUUGGAUGGAACCGGAAACUUACAGAUACGGAGCCCUACGAGGAAAGAGCAAGGAAGAUACGGGUGCUCUGCAGUUAAUCAUCUCGGAUCAGACGCAGGAAGUUCUUCUGUGCUGUAUGCAGAGGCGCCUGUCAUCUUGUCUGUUGAAAGAAAUAUCACCAGACUGGAGCCCGGCCAUCUGUCCGUUGUGGUCGGAGGCCUUGUGGAGGCAGCUCUGGGGGCAACUGUGGUGAUCCGGUGUCCUGUGAGAGGUUCUAACGAGGUGCCCGUAGUUGCAGCCACUUACGAUGAAUCCAGCUAUGGCUUUCAGACUAAGAAUGGAAAAGUAGGACUGGAAUUGAAAUGCACCUUUACCCUUACUGCGUGGUCUGCCGUCCUUGCUGAAUCAUCUCCAUUUCUCUGCCGGCUCCACCUCUGGGAAACAGAGCCCGUUAGGGCUUCAUCUGGAGAGGCCACCCUGCUGCCUCCCCGGCUCAGCUUGGAGAGGGCUGAGCAGGCAGCACCUCCUUCCGCUCAGGGCUUUGUCUGGCACGUCUCCUUGGCCUACGGUAGACCCUCUCCCAGGCUGCGGGCCAAGAGCCCUGUUCUGGCCGCCCUCCCCACUGGCUGUUACAAUAAGUUAGGUGAGGGGAAAUGGGGGUUCAAGGGUGCUCUUGCAGGGGGUGCUGGCUUUCUCUGUGUGCUACUCAAAGAGGCAGACAGGCAGCUCCCCAGAAAACAGCUAGCAGUGGUCCAUGACCAUGCCAUCCCCGGCCCGUCAUCUUCCCCCACGCGGGGCCCACCUGACCGUCCUGACCGUCCUUUCCCUUCCCUAGAGCCCUUCUGGGAGCUUGGAAACUGGACACAUUGCUCUGCCUCCUGCGGCCCCUUGGGAGUGCGCGUUCGAAGGCCCCAGUGUGUGCUGGCCGACGGGCGGGAAGUGAGCGAGGCCAGCUGUGGCCACAUCCAGAAGCCACCAGCCGGGGUCCAGCCCUGUAACAUCCGGGACUGCCCUGCGAGGUGGUUCAUGAGUGCGUGGUCAGAGUGCUCCGUGUCCUGCGGGGAAGGACUCCACAGCCGGCAAGUGACAUGCAGGCGUGGAAGAGCCGAUGGGACCGUGCAAGUGAUGCCCCCAAGGGCCUGCACCCCCAAAAGCAGGCCUCCGGGAAGAAGGCCAUGCUCCAGUCGCCCAUGUGGCCAGGAGGUCAUUGAAUCAGGAGGCCAGUGUCGUGGACGCUGCCUGGGCCGCACGGUGGGGACGCAGCGGCAGUCCGGGGUAUGUCAGCACCACACCGGCUCUCCCUCUGACUGCGGGGACAGGAAGAGACCCACCUUAAAGAAGAACUGCUCUUCGGUGGCUUGUGAUGUGUGCUGGCGCACAGGCCCUUGGAGAGCCUGCACAGCAGCCUGCGGCCAGGGCUUCCAGUCCCGCAGGGUUGACUGUGUCCACGCCAGCAGCUGCAAACCGGUGGCCGAGAGACACUGUGUGCCUGCAAAGAAACCAGCUUCCUGGCUGCCCUGUCUCAGGCCCCCCUGUGAGAGUACGUACCCCUCUCAGGCAUCAGGACCGCCCCAAAGGCUUGUGGUACCAGACCCUCGAGGACUAACACGAAUACCAUAGCAGGCAUUGCACCUGGGACCUCAUGGUGCCCUAAUCGGGAAGCCACCGAGAUCACCAGCACUUGUCUCAUGCUGUUUCUUCCUGUGACAUGUGGACCAGGACAGAGCGGGAUGUCCUGAGGACUUGGGACACACAGCAAGUGAUGACUUUCUCUUCUCUCAAGUUUUAGGGUUUCAACAGGUUUACAAGGCACUUAGGUUUUAGAAACUGUGGCCAGUUGUGAAAUGUUGGUGCUUAUGGCGUUUUUAUGGAUCCUUAAGUUUAGUCGGUGAAGAAAAGACAAUGGCUCUGGACAGGCUGGUGACACUGGCCAAUCCAAGGGUCAUGGUGGGGUGGUAUCUUGUCCUCACUUUUAGGAAUCCAUGCAAGAAAAGACAGAGCAAGUGUUGCUGCCAUUUUUACAACUACAGAAAUCUGGGACCACAGGAGACAUCUUGGAAAUCAAAGGAGAGGGAAAGUAAACCUUUUCUACUGAUUUUGAAGUAUAUUCAAAGCUUUCUUUUAAGAGCUGUGAAUGAAACUUUUUCUGAGCACUAUUCUCUUGCACAUAAGCAAAAGCAAAGCCUUAUUAGACCUAAUUUAUCCAUAAAAUUAGUAUUCCUAAGGAUUUUUAUUUUGGAGAAACUAUAAGAAAGUAAUCUAAAUAUGAAACAUGACAGUUGAGAAGAACUGUUUAUAGUAAAUAAUUGUUUUCAUUUGGACUGAUUUUUCAGUAAAUCCAAAGUAAACUACGGUGAGGCUGGAAGUUAGAGGUAGGUCUGGGGAUUAGAGUUCGGAUUUGCUGAGUAAGUUUAGGGUCAGUGUUAGUCGUCAGACUGCAGGUGAAAGUGGGAGCUCACUUAGGGUGAAGGCUAGAGCCGGCUUCAGGGGGCAGGGCUCGGGCCAGCUGCGGGCAGACUCCGACUGCGUUUUGACAGGGUCCCCAGGGAGCUGUGAGUGACAGUAUCAGGGAGAUGCUGUGUUUGGGGUCAAUGUCGCUGCUGAAGCCAUUUGGGGCCAGCGUUGAAUUGGAGGUUCUAAAGCUGACUGGGGUUCUGGGGCUCUUCCCCCUACAUUCUGCCAGUUAUGGCUUUAGACGGCGCACGUCCCCAAGUAAGUGGUCAGACCUGCUCAUUCAGCGUCCCAGCUGCACGUGUGCAGGCCGCCCACAGCCCGCUGGCAACAGUUCCCCGCAGCAGGUUGUGCCGCCCGAGCCCCGCUGCUGGGGAGCGAGUGGGCGAGCUCUCUGCAUCUACCGGGCGGAGCACCGGGCCCUGCAUUUGGACCUCAGCCCCCUAACGCGGGACGAGCCCUGCCGUACACGGGGGCGCAGUGCUUGGGCGACCAGGAAGGGGACACGCCACCCGUGAGCUGUUAAUCCCCACUCACACUUGAUUGUGGAUGGUUUUUAAAUUAAAAGGAAGAUCAUUUGUAAAAUA
Molecule: messenger RNA, 6863 nt
Organism: Manis javanica (Malayan pangolin)
Lineage: Eukaryota; Metazoa; Chordata; Mammalia; Pholidota; Manidae
Source: RefSeq, a predicted model, not a curated record